AAAAUAAUAGCGUGGGAGUGAUUUACCCAAUUAGGAUUUAUUAGUGUGACAUCUAAGUUUGGUAUUGUACGCGAUGCCAGCAAUGGCGACCCCGAAGCUCUUACUAUCAAAGCUUCUUCGUCGUCGCUCUUCUCCAACUCUUUCUUCCCUAAUCUCGUCUUCUUCUUCUUCUUCUUCUCACACUUGUUCGCAUUCAAACCUCUUCGAUCAAUCUCACAACCUCACAUCCCCAAAACGCUUUCUUCCCCUUCCACCAUCGACUCUGCACUCGCUCUCUCCUCACUACAAUUUCUUGUGUUUCCGCUUUCUCUCCACUCGUGACUCGGAAUUCGGUCCGAGUCUGGACUCGGACAAUCAGUCUGAUGAGUUUUCUAGCCUAGGGUUUGCUGGUGGUGGUGGUGGUGGUGGUGUUGAUGAUGAUGGUUUGGACGUUGCAGAGGCGCUGGUUAGUGCUUCUGCUUCUGCUGGUGAUAGCAGCGUUGCGGAGUCGAUUCUUCCUGUUCGUGCAGUGGUUUCGUUGCUUGAUUAUUGCCAUGACUUCACUGGAUUGCCUUGGUGGGUAAUAAUUGCUUCUUCAACUUUGGUUCUUAGAAUUACAUUGCUGCCCAUGCUUAUAUUGCAACUCAAGAAGUUAAAAAAGAUUGCAGAAUUGUUUCCUAAAUUGCCUCCUCCAUUGCCACCACCUCUCUCAGGAAGAAGUUAUAUCGACCAACUUUCACUCUUCCGUAAGGAAAAACGAUCUGUUGGGUGCCCUUCAUAUUUAUGGUUCCUAGCAUAUUUUUCUGUCCAGGUCCCAUGCUUUUUCUUGUGGAUGACAAGCAUUCGUAGGAUGUCACUUGAUCACCAUCCGGGGUUUGAUUGUGGUGGCAUUUUAUGGUUUGAGAAUUUGACUGAAUUCCCUCAUGGGGUUUUAGGUGCCAUCUUUCCACUUCUCAUUGCCACUUUGCAUUUUGCUAACGUUCAGGUUUCAUUUCGGACAUCUUCAGUAGGAAAAGUGACUGGCUUGUUCGGCUUAUUAGCUCAAUAUUACAAGUUGUACUUGGAAAUAUUGACACUACCUUUAAUGCUCAUUGGGUUUUGUGUACCCCAGGGGAGUUUGGUCUAUUGGCUGACUAAUAGUUCGUUGACUCUCAUUCAGCAACUCUCUCUCAACCAUCCUGGUGUUCGUGAGAAGUUAGGGCUACCUGACAAGGCGGCUCCAGUCCCUACUGCAAAUUGUGAAGAAAUGGAUACACCUGGAGAAAUGCAACCAGAUCUGCUAAGAAAGGAGCGAAAAAUUCGUGUGCACAAUCUGUCUGCUCAAGAACUACUUGCUUUAUCUGUCCAACUCUUGGCUAAAGGUCAUAAAGAUAGAGCAAUUCCAUUGCUACGAUUGGCACUUGAAAAGGAUCCCAAUUAUGUGCAAGGCUUGGUUGUUAUGGGACAGACACUAUUGCAAAGUGGACAGCUUGCAGAGGCUACCGAAUACUUGGAGCGUGCCAUCUCCAAGCUUUUUCUCAUUGGCCAUCCAACAGAAGUUGAGGAGGUUGAUCUCUUGAUUCUCGCUUCUCAAUGGGCAGGCAUUGCCUAUAUACGUCAGGAGAGAUGUGCAGAGGGAAUCAAACACCUUGAAAGAGUUGCAAAUUUGAAAGAGCCGGAGGAUUCAAAGAGCAAAGCCCAUUACUAUGAUGCAUUUAUACUGCUUGCGAGGGGAUCAAUUGGCCUUUUCAGUGCUUUAUACAAGGAAGGUCGCAAGGCUGAGGCUGCUAAGUAUUUGCGCAUUGCAGUUGUUUAUGAUUCUGCUUACAAUGUAUACUUAGAACAAUGUGAAAAGGACGAUGAUGAAUUUGUUGGUGAUCUUGUCAGCAGCAGGAGGAGAGAUUACUAAUUUUCUAGUCCUUCUAAAAUUAAUUUGUUCUUUUCUUGUUGAUUUCACCUUCUGAUUGAUUUGCAUCUUGGAAUAAACAUAAGCAUAAAGGGAUAAAAAGCCACCCUUUCAGUUUUGUAUGAUUUUACUAUAUUUACAUUUGUAUUUCUAUUUAUUCAUUUAUUUGUUUUGUAUUAUUAGUACUAGAGGUUUAAUGGUUGAAAGACAUUCUGAGGUUUCGUGGGAAAUCAUAAUGGAUUACCCAAAUUGGUAGUGUUUGUUUGGAGGGUAUGAAAGUCAGUUAAAAUGCAACUUUAUAGAUUAUGUAAUUCCAAUUGCAGACCAAUGCAGUUUAUCUGUGUUAUCAUUAA
This is a messenger RNA of Camellia sinensis, 2217 nucleotides long. Lineage: Eukaryota; Viridiplantae; Streptophyta; Magnoliopsida; Ericales; Theaceae. The record is from RefSeq and is a predicted model, not a curated record.